Molecule: messenger RNA, 443 nt
Organism: Suillus discolor
Lineage: Eukaryota; Fungi; Basidiomycota; Agaricomycetes; Boletales; Suillaceae
Exons: 2
Coding region: 100-357 (85 amino acids)
Source: RefSeq, a predicted model, not a curated record
UUCUGAACUAGACACAUCUCUGGUACUAGUAUCACCCGCUUCAGUCCAGCAUUGCCAUGGCCCAGGUCCGGUCUGGUCUGAUUUGAGUAAAUAUAUUAUAUGACGGUGAUUCGAUUGGCAUCAUGGGUCAUGACUUCAGCCGUUACGUGCCACGGCAACGCGUUGGACCAUGCCCUAGUCAUGAUCGGGCCCAGGAAGACUAACCCAUUGCCGAUUCUUUCAACGGUGAUGAGCCCAGUGGUCAGACCGACUUGGAUGCUCUCCCACACUGAGUCCCUGUACUACGGUUGCGACUUGGUUACGACUGGUAUCACCUCGGAUAUGGCGUCUAGUAUCUACCUCUUUUUAGCGUCGUGAUUGCUACCCUUCCGGUUCUUUUGCAUCCCUAAACGACGCUACGUUGCUAGCCUGGAAAUGUAUGUGGGAUUCUCGCGAUGAGACUC